Phycomyces blakesleeanus NRRL 1555(-) is the source of this 630-nucleotide messenger RNA. RefSeq lists its product as hypothetical. The coding region runs from base 1 to 630 and encodes 209 amino acids. The transcript has a single exon. Lineage: Eukaryota; Fungi; Mucoromycota; Mucoromycetes; Mucorales; Phycomycetaceae. The record is from RefSeq and is a predicted model, not a curated record.
AUGAACACAACAACUCCAACAAAUGAGGUUUACAAGCCAUACAGUGCCGUACCAACAGCAUCAUAUAGUCCUCUUAUCCUUUCACUGGUCGGCGUACUGAUAUUAGUGACAUGCAUCAUCUUAAACUGCAGCUGUAUAUGUCGUCGGGUCACCUCUAAGCGUAUAAACACAAAUGAACCAGCGUGUGGUGUAUUGAAACAAAACAUUAGUCCAAAUCAUGUCGUGCUGGAUAUAGAGUCCACACAAACAACACCCCAAUCUCAGGCAACCGCACCACCAUCAUCAUCAUCAGGAUCAUCGUCGUAUUAUGUCAAGAAUUCCGACUUAUCUUCAAGUUCUACUCUUAAUAACGCGACUACUGUAAAGAACCCGGUAUUGAUGUCGCAGAAAUUAUUGCACAAGCCAGUAUCAGUCCCACCUUUUGCAAAAACACCACAUGAAAAAGUAACCAGAUCGCCUCCUUUGGUGUCGUUUGCAAAAAGUGAGAAUUCAAGAAAUCAUCGUCAUGACCUACGCCCUAAUGGAUACGACAGACCUCAUGGUCCUACUACUACCUAUCGUAACAUCAACACCGGGAACCACAGUAGAGCACAACACCAGCUUCGUCAGCUCCCUGUAUCUCGCCAUUAG